UUGAUUAAAAAAUUCCUUUCCAUGUGAAAAAUCAAGUCAAUCCUACAAUUCUUUACUCAGUCACCAUCAACACCCUUGUUCUUCAAUCAUUAUCAAUCCAAAUUCCUCAUCACCUCUCUCCAUUUCAACAACCAACCUAACAUUACAUUUUCUCUCAAAAUCCCAAUCAAAAUUGUCACCACUCUCAAUUACCCAAAUGGGAAAAGGCGGUGGUUGUGUACCCAGCAAGAAAAAAUUUCCCGGUGGGGUAAUCGGCGAUGAUCCAACACAACCUCAACCACCAAUAGAGACCAGCAAAACCUCCAUAGAUUCAUCUUCAACAGAACAACCAAACGGUCCAAACCCUACAUCGCAGCGCGAUGUCGAUUUGGAACAUUCAUCAACACCCCACAGUUUGAAGGUAUUCAUAGUCUUUUACUCGAUGUAUGGACACGUUGAGGGGUUAGCGAAGAGGAUGAAGAAAGGGGUUGACUCCGUUGAUGGCGUUGAAGGGGUUUUAUAUAGAGUGCCUGAAACUUUAUCGCCGGAAAUUUUGGUUCAUAUGAAGGCGUCGCCGAAGGAUGAUUCGAUCCCGGAGAUAUCGUCGGCGUCGGAACUUUCAGGUGCUGAUGGGUUUUUGUUUGGGUUUCCGACUAGGUAUGGUUGUAUGGCAGCGCAGAUGAAGGCUUUUUUUGAUACAACGGGGCAGUUGUGGAAAGAGCAGUCACUUGCUGGGAAACCUGCCGGAUUUUUUGUUAGUACUGGUACCCAAGGUGGUGGCCAGGAGACUACUGCCUGGACAGCAAUCACUCAAUUAGUUCACCACGGAAUGCUCUUCGUUCCUGUUGGGUACACCUUUGGUGCGGGAAUGUUCAAGAUGGACUCAAUUCGAGGAGGUUCUCCUUACGGUGCUGGAGUUUUUGCUGGCGAUGGUACUCGAGAACCUAGUGACAUAGAACUAGCUCUGGCAGAGCACCAGGGUAAGUAUAUGGCUGGAGUUGUGAAGAGGCUUGCUCAGCCUUGAUUUCCAAUUGGUCGGGUUUUCGUCACUGAUGUACUCCAUCAUUUGGAGUGUAUAUGUCCUGUUCAUCACUUCAACUCUUUGUUUUCUACACAUAGCCUUUUGCACAAUACUAGGAUACAAGGUGUUUUUUUCCCUUUGUUUUUUUAUUUCUUGCAUUUGUGUUCUUUAUACAUUGUUUCGUCUGUAUUCAUGGAUUUACAUUGGUGUACAUGUUUUAAACACAUAACUCUACUAUUGUUUCGAUGAUGGUCUGAUAAUAAGAUGUCAAAAUUUUGUAGAAA
Molecule: messenger RNA, 1284 nt
Organism: Amaranthus tricolor (Joseph's coat)
Lineage: Eukaryota; Viridiplantae; Streptophyta; Magnoliopsida; Caryophyllales; Amaranthaceae
Product: probable NAD(P)H dehydrogenase (quinone) FQR1-like 2
Exons: 2
Coding region: 197-1003 (268 amino acids)
Molecular function (GO): NAD(P)H dehydrogenase (quinone) activity; FMN binding
Source: RefSeq, a predicted model, not a curated record